Messenger RNA from Aphanomyces invadans, 1578 nucleotides. RefSeq lists its product as hypothetical. NCBI's taxonomy places the organism in Eukaryota, Oomycota, Saprolegniomycetes, Saprolegniales, Verrucalvaceae. The transcript is spliced from 3 exons. The record is from RefSeq and is a predicted model, not a curated record. Bases 48 to 701 code for a protein of 217 amino acids.
GAUGCACUUUCGUUUCUUUCGUGUGGGCAAAUUCGGCGGAUAGGAGUAUGGGCCAUAGCGCCUCCAAGACCAAAGACACGUUCAACUCGAUCCGGUCGUCAGGACGCAGCCAGUUCAGUGCUAGGUCUGCCAGGUCAUCGCGGGCAUUGACGCAGAAAUCGACGCGGCAAAUAUCCAUCCGCGCGGCAGAACCAACGGAUCACGCCACCGAGUGUGAGCAAGCAUCCAAAGACAGCUCGCUUCCACUCGGCGAAAUCCCGACGUCCACGUCCCAACCGCCAUCCGAUGCUUCAUCUCCUCUUGUCCACAUCAGCUUGAACAUCAGGCGGCAUUGCAUGACCGGCCACGGAGCCUUCCGCGGCAACACGUACGAAUUCCUUCUCCGCCAACUUUUGUCCAAGACAACCGUCGCACUCGACUGCAUCCGCUCGUACGUGGGCGCAAGUGUGUCAGACAAUCCACAAAUAUUUAUCAACACCGACUACGUCGACUUUGUUUCGAAUCGAACGUGGCCGGUUCCGCUGCCGUUGUUCUCGCAAGCUCUGUGGAACGUCAUGACCAACAUGCCCAAGCACGCCGUUCGCAAGACCACGGUACAUGCAUCGCCAUUCAUAUCUUCCCCUGGUGCGCCAGCCCACGUGACUUUGGCAGGCUCUCGACACAUGGGGGGACAACCUCAGCUACGUCGAAGUCCGCAUUGAAAGCGGCCACCGGCGAAACGUGCCGGUCGUGUUCAACGUGUUGCACAUGCAGGACGCCUCGCCGGACGGCAUCACGAUGGUGUAUCGUUCCAUCAACGAAGAUGAUCAGUACCCCGUACCCCCGCAGACGGUCCACGUCGGGCUCGUUGGCUGGCGAGUGCUAAGGCCGGGCAAGAAUGGCCAGACCUGCCACGAACAAUCGUUUGUGCGGUAUCGACUGACCAAGACGGCCAGAAUCAACAGAAGUCAGUGGUUAGCGGGCGUCAUGCACAAAAACUUUCGAGUUGAGGAGACGGAACUCCGGAUGCAGCUCCAACUUGAUCUAUAGAGUCUAGCCGAAUGGGCCACACCUAUUUAUAACGAACGAAAGCCGAGUCGCCGUGGAUUUGGAGUGUCUGGGCUGGCUGAAUCGAUGACUUUCUGCGUAGAUGGCUAUCUACUGCAUUCCGUGCGUUGCAGGUACCUCAUGGCCUUUCGGAGAGCUAACAGGACACGGCAACAUGCAUCACUCUGGCGCAUUCGUUGGGUGGUACGUCGAUGAAGAACUGUGGACAACGUCUUGGACCUGUGUACAUUGUCACUGUCCCUUCAACGGACCCUCCAUUAGGCAUAAAAGGAAGCACGAUUCCAAUAUUUGUCGCGAUGGGCAAUCUCGACCGAUGUUCAUCGCCGGCGAAACUCUUCUUCUUGGAGCCGUCGUGCAUACUCUUCGUCAGACUCGGUCGACGGUGUCGAGUUGGUCGCGCGCCCAGAUGCGUACGUGUACGCAGGUCGGCGGGUUCCACCAGGAAUGGUCGUUGCUCUCGUCGGGACGGCGGACAAUCCGUAGAGGUAGAGAUAGCCUUUGAGCCGACAAAAUCAGACUAAAGAUCACGGG